Messenger RNA from Oncorhynchus kisutch (coho salmon), 3219 nucleotides. RefSeq names its product ankyrin repeat and SOCS box protein 2-like. Gene Ontology annotation, cellular component: cytoplasm; nucleus. Gene Ontology annotation, molecular function: protein binding. Bases 145 to 2112 code for a protein of 655 amino acids. NCBI's taxonomy places the organism in Eukaryota, Metazoa, Chordata, Actinopteri, Salmoniformes, Salmonidae. The record is from RefSeq and is a predicted model, not a curated record. Gene Ontology annotation, biological process: intracellular signal transduction; regulation of barbed-end actin filament capping. The transcript has 9 exons.
GCUUUUUCUCCAUUCGCCUGGAGGACAACACAGAGUGCAAGACAUUUUCAAAUCCUCAUCCCCUCACGAGGACUGCAAUCUGAUAACUGCUAGUCUACUGUUAAAGUGUUUUGACUGCACACUGCAGACACUACAAAAUCAACCAUGGCUGUGGCCAGCAUGCCCAUGCCUGGAAGGAUGGGCACCCCUAGAGGUCUUGAUGACUACAGUCUUUACAGCGCCCUGUCAGAUGAGGAGCUGAUGCAGCUGGUCAUUGAACGCAGCCUCACUGAGGAACACAACUCUAUUAACGCCAUUCAAUCAUCCCCACCUGUGUAUUGGCAACCCAAUUACCAGCCAAACCAAUUUACCACCAACGAAUUUAUGACUAAUGUCAGGCACCCCUCUGCAACAAGGCACAUGUAUGACUUUCCCAGAGCCAACCCGAACCCAGCCAACCCACCUCCAAACCCCUCACCUGCCAACCCACCUUUAGCAGACCAUAUUAUAGAUGUGAGACCCCUGGUACCUGUGAUUGAGAAUGGUGAUUUAAAGGCCUUAAAAGAAAUAGUGAAAUGCAAUCCAAAGAGUCUCUUUGUACCAAAUGAGGAUGGAUGGAUUUCUCUACACGAAGCUGCAUAUUACGGUCAAGAAGAAUGCCUCAAGAUUAUAUUAAGAGCCCAUCCUGGGAUAGUGAACACAUGUGGUACAUGCAAUCAGACCCCACUUCUUUUGGCUGCCAUCUUUCACCAUGUGAAUUGUGUGGAGUGCCUUCUAGACAGAGGUGCAAAUCCCAACAUUGCCAAUAACGAUGGAGAAACACCACUCUUGAAAGCUUGUGGGAAGCCCAAUGCAGAGAUUGUAGACCACCUCCUAAAGUAUGGAGCCUCAGUGCACAAGGCUUGCGUUCAGGGUCUGACACCUCUCCAUGAAGCAGCCGGGCAUGAUAACGUGGAAAUUUGCCAGAUGUUGUUGGAUGCCGGUGCCAAGCUUAAUGCAGCCAAUAUCUACGGGAUAGACCCUUUCUUUACGGCAGCACAGAACGGGAGAGUGGAGGCGUUGUCUUUCUUGAUCAGCAAAGGGGUUGAUAUGAACUGCCAGGCAUGUGAUGGGGCAACACCCUUGUACGAGUCAAGUAAGAAUGGUCACAAGGAAGUUGUGGAACUGCUUCUAUCUCAGAAAGCAGAUGCAAACCGAACAACCAAGUCUGGCCUCCUGCCUCUUCAUGUUGCUGUCCAGAAAGGACAUUUUGACAUUGUAUCCAUGCUGAUCCCUGCCACUAGUAAGGCCAAAGUUCAAUGCAGUGGCAUCAGUCCCCUCCACCUGGCUGCUGAGCACAACAGGGACUGGAUUUUAGAAGUGCUUAUCAAGGGAGGAUAUGACGUCAAUCUCCAGCUGGCAGAAGACCGAUCCAAAAUGUAUGAGGACCGUCGCAGCACAGCGCUCUACUUCGCUGUCGCCAACAACAACCUAGAGGCCGCAGAAAUGCUUCUGGAGGCCGGCGCUAACCCCAACCUUGACAUGUUCAACCCUCUUCUUAUCGCUGUGAGGCGGGGUUGCAUGGAAAUGAUCACAGUGCUGGUGGAGCAUGGAGCUAACAUGAACGCGUCCAUCCUCACACACCCCUGCUCCUUCCCGGCAGUAGUCAUGCUCGGUAUGAAGUAUUCACAAAUCCUGAAGUAUCUGAUGGACAAUGGCUGCGAUGCCCUUUCCUGUUUCGACUGCACAUAUGGCAGCAAGCCACAUCCACCCCUGAAAAAUGUAAGUAGAGGCAGAGGCUUCACCGAAACUUUGCGCUACGCUACCGAUGAGGACGAAGCUCCAAUCAACAUGUACAUCCAGUUCUGUGAGAUGAUCAACGAUCCAACUAUAAGUUGCUGGGCUGGACCCAUCAUAGACACGCUCCUGGAUUAUGUUGGCCAUGUGAAACUCUGCUCCAGGCUGAUUGAGCACCUGGAUAGCAACCAUGACUGGGCAGGGAUCAAAGUGAAAGCAAUGCCACCAUAUUCACUGAUGAAGCUGUGUAGGCUGAAGAUCCGUCAGCAGGUUGGAAUCCCCAGACUGAGGCACAUUGACACUCUGCCCCUCCCACCAAUACUAAUCAAGUUCCUUAACUAUAAAAAGGGAGAUUGACUGAAUGUCUAAAAUCUAUUUUUCAUUUGUCGAUUCCAUGACUCGUCUCCAAUAAAAAAAAAAUGUAUAUUGUAUAAGCCAAAUGAGAUGAAGAGGGAAUGUAUCUUUGCCCAGUUGCAUGCUGUUUAAUAGGCUUGAUUUGAUAUUACAAUGGCAAGAGUAACAUUUUAAUGAACCUAUUGUACAUUGUAUGUAUACAUUUAAUAUUUUAGAGGUACACUCUUAGCAUCUUUUUUCUAUCGAGAACCUUAAAGGGUUCCCCGGCUGUCCCCAUAGCAGAACCCUUUAAAGAACCCUUUUUGGUUGCAGGAAGAACCCUUUUGGUUCCAUGUAGAACCCUUUCUACAGAGGGUUUUACCUGUAACCCAAAAGGGUUCUACCUGGAACCAAAAGAGAUUAUCCUAUGGGGACAUCCAAAGAACCAUUUUGGAACCCUUUUUUCUAAGAGUGUAGAAUCCUUGGGUUUGGUUAGCAACAGCCACACUGACUCUUAUGGCCUACUAAAUUCAUGUUUACCCUGCGCAGUGAGAUUUUUUUUUACACUAAAAGAAAGUGAAAUUGCUUCGUAGAUGAAUGAAGCACAGCUUGGAACGCUUCUUGGGCAAUCAGAACAAAUUAUCAAUACGGAACCAUCUGUUUUUUAAUGGAAGUGAUAUAGUUAUUUGUAUUGUGUAGGUUGGUUGGUUGUCAUAGGCGGGAGCUAUUUCAGUGGUUUAUUUAAACUUGUAAAAAAUUAAAAAUUGGCUGAAGUAAAAUUAUUGAUGGAUACUGCAGAUUGACAGAUGUAUUAUGACUCAUGCAAUGCUAAAUGCUAUCAUUUAUGCUUGCUUAAAGCAUUAAAGCACAGCCAUACAAUGUCUAAAAACAAAAACAAACACUAAACAAAGUCUUAACAUUUUGUUUAAAAAGUCAAUUAUUUUAUUUGAUCUACUACAGUAGUUGAGGGCAGAGUCGACGUGCAUCAGGCUGUAUAUAUCUGGUGUUCAAACAAUGUAAUAUGAAAUAAAAUUAUAGUUUUGAUGUUGAUUGGGAACUUGUAGAAAAUGUACAGUCUGUGUUUUGUAUUUGGAAAAAAUACAAAAAUAAACAAGGUUGAGUAUCUCAAAA